CCGGUGGAUGACAACCUCUUCGAAUGGGAAGCUGCAAUUAAGGGACCAAAAUAUAGCCCUUAUAGUGGAGGAACUUCUCUGUCAAAUUCAAAACCAAGGUGUUCCACCCCGAUGUUUCUGACAAAGGAGAUGUCUAUCUGUAGAUGCUGGACAAUGGAUGGGCUCCUGAUACUAAUUCAGCUUUGGGGAAUGCUCUUUACCCCAAGAUUGAAGCUUCCUGAUAAGGUGAAUGAGAAUACUCUGGUGUAUGUCUCUUACAGGGAGAAGUUUAAUAGAAAAGCUGCUGAGUGGACGCGAUUAUAUGUUAUGAAUUAAGGAGUUCGUUUGUUUUAUGACCACAAUGCUAUCUAUGUUGUAAUAAACUUUCAAACAUCAUAGUAAUGUUUGAAAAAUUUCUAAACUGCAACAUUCUUAACUUUUUUAUUAUGAAUAAAUCAAUUCCGUUUGCUUCACUAUUAAUGCAGAUGGUGCUUCUAAAUUGUUACUUGUAUUGGUGA
Messenger RNA from Thlaspi arvense, 497 nucleotides. The record is from the annotation of a GenBank genome assembly. NCBI's taxonomy places the organism in Eukaryota, Viridiplantae, Streptophyta, Magnoliopsida, Brassicales, Brassicaceae.